AUGUCCUCCGCUCCUCGGAGCACGAGCCGUCCCACCGGAAUACGCAGAAACAGGGAGCGAUUGGCCUGCAAGCCGUGCCGGCAGCGGAAGCUAAAAUGUGAUCGGAGUAUCCCAUGUAGCAGCUGUGUACGCAGAAGAGCAGCAGCAUGCUGCUCCUACGGGCCAUCAAGCGACAAUACCGAAAGGAUGGAUGGCACGGACAACACCAGCAACAACCCAGAGUGGCGUGUUCAUGCAUAUUCACGCCUUGAUCAAUUGGAAAACCUCGUUGAAACGUUUGUGAGGCAGCGUACUGAGGCCACUGUCACGACGAUCGACGACACUCUGCCUACCACACCAACCGAAGACCAAGGCGCCAUUGGACUAUCCAGUGGCGGGCUUGACGCUCCUAGUCCUUCCCAACUGAUCCAAAGCGGCAUGACACAUUGGUCAGCUGUGCUAGAAGAUAUACAGGCCUUUAGACGUUCCGAGAACACGGAUGCGAUGCUCAGCACUCCUAGAGCAGCAGCCGGGAUAGGUGUCAUGUUUGGAACUCAUGUCUCAAACACGCUGAGCAUUGAAGACAUCCUUAAGAGGCAUCUUCCUUCGCAGAGGGACACGGACCGCCUGGUUUCUAUCUAUUUUCGAGAUCGCUCUGCUGCUGCUCCGUUCAUACAUGCCUCGCAAUUUCAGAGACAAUAUCGUGAUUUCUGGAAUAGGCCCGGCGAAACCUCAUCACUUUGGAUCUCAAUUCUUUUCUCGAUCCUCCAUAUCGCUGCUACUUCUGCUACAGUCUGGAGAGAUAUCGAAAAGAUCAGGGUUGGGUUUGCAGAAGCCGCUGCUCAGUGUCUUGCUCUAGGCGAAUAUUUUCUCCCCAAACCUUUUGCGAUUGAAGCACUAUUACUCUACACACAGUCACAGUACAUCACUUCUCUUGAAAUCCCGCCAUUUAUGGGAUCUCUGCUUAGCAUCAUCGUCCGUCUUGCCACGACGGCGGGUUAUCACAGGGAGGAUGGUGCAUCCGGCCUGAGUCCUUUCGCGAAGGAGAUGCGUCGUAGGACUUGGUCCGUAUGUGUGCAACUUGAUCUCCUGAUUUCCUUUCAUAUGGGACUCCCGAGCAGUGUUCAGUUCUCGGCUUGGAACAUCCAAGCGCCAAACAACCUUCUCGACUCCGACUUCGAUGAGGAUAGCGUUCAAUUACCUACCGCCCGACCAGACACCGAGUUUACAGGUGUUAUAUUCUGUAUCUUGAAACACAGAUUCAUGGGGGUUUUUGAGAAAAUUCUCCAACAGGUACUACUUACUGGCACCCCAAAGCCAACGAAUGACGAUGUCGACCUCUUAGACAUUGAAAUCAAAACCAUCUAUGAUACCUUGCCAGAUAUCUAUCGAACACGACCUCUUAAUAGCUCCGUAAUUGAUUCAUCAAAACUUAUCGUCACCCGUCUUUGCAUCUCAACCAUUUACUACAAAUGUCUCUGCGUCUUACACCGCCCCCAUGUAUCGAAAUCUCGAGGCAACAGCAUCAGGGAGUGCUAUGUCGCGUCAACUGCUCUCAUACGGAUCAUUACAGAUGUCUACGCUGAAUGCACAACUGGCGGUCGACUAGAAACAGAAGAGUGGUUUAUGAAGAGUAUCACCUGGCGCGACUUGCUACUUGGUACAAGUACUCUCUGCCUCGUUCUAUGUGCAACUAAUUGGAAGCUGGAUGAAAGCCCGAUGGACAGGCCCGAGACUCUAGCUCUGCUGGAAACUGCCAGAGCAGUGAUUCAGGCUGAGCAAGCAAGGUCCGAGAACAAGGACAGCUCUAGCGUUCUAUCAAUCAUCGAUACCGCAAUCUGCGAAUUCAGAGACCAGCAAGAUGAGCCUGUCCCGUUACCAACGAGCGUUGAAGAAAUGUCUUAUGAUCGGACGCGUUGGAACUGGGAGAGCAGUGAGAAUGGUGUGUCAAACGACUUUGAAUUGGUUCACUUUAGCGGGUUCAUGGGUGCUUCUGACCGCCGUUUGUAA
Clonostachys rhizophaga is the source of this 1989-nucleotide messenger RNA. Lineage: Eukaryota; Fungi; Ascomycota; Sordariomycetes; Hypocreales; Bionectriaceae. The record is from the annotation of a GenBank genome assembly.